AGAAAUGAAGACCUAAAACAAAUGUUGGAAAGCAGUAAAGAUUCUGCAAAGCUGGAUGCUAUGAAAAGAAUUGUUGGGAUGAUUGCAAAUGGAAAAAAUGCUUCUGAGCUGUUUCCUGCUGUUGUGAAGAAUGUUGCCAGUAAAAAUAUUGAGAUAAAAAAGCUUGUAUAUGUUUAUCUCAUGCGUUAUGCAGAGGAGCAGCAAGAUCUAGCAUUAUUGUCCAUCAGUACUUUCCAGCGUGCUUUAAAAGAUCCUAAUCAGCUAAUCCGUGCAAGUGCUUUAAGAGUUUUAUCCAGUAUCCGUGUCCCAAUUAUUGUUCCUAUUAUGAUGCUUGCCAUUAAAGAAGCCUCUUCUGAUUUAUCUCCUUAUGUGAGAAAGAACGCAGCCCAUGCAAUCCAAAAACUGUACAGUCUUGAUCCAGAGCAAAAGGAAAUGUUGAUUGAAGUGAUAGAAAAGCUUUUGAAGGACAGAAGUACGCUGGUAGCUGGGAGCGUUGUGAUGGCAUUUGAGGAAGUGUGUCCAGAUAGAAUAGAUCUGAUUCACAAGAACUACCGAAAACUCUGUAACUUGUUGGUUGACGUGGAAGAGUGGGGUCAAGUUGUUAUAAUCCACAUGUUAACUCGAUAUGCACGUACACAGUUUGUAAGCCCAUGGAAGGAUGAUGAGGUGGUUGAAGAAUAUAAUGAAAAUAAUUUCUAUGAAUCUGAUGAAGAACAGAAAGAAAAGGAUCAGAAGAUGAAAAACACCUAUACUAUGGACCCAGAUCACAGGCUGCUGUUACGAAAUACAAAGCCCUUGCUUCAAAGCCGAAAUGCUGCUGUGGUAAUGGCAGUUGCACAGCUUUACUGGCACUUGGCACCAAAAUCUGAAGCUGGUAUUGUUUCUAAGUCAUUGGUGCGUUUACUCCGUAGUAAUAGGGAGGUGCAGUAUAUUGUUCUGCAAAAUAUUGCCACUAUGUCAAUUCAGAGAAAGGGAAUGUUUGAACCUUAUCUGAAGAGUUUCUAUGUUAGAUCAACUGAUCCAACAAUGAUCAAAACACUGAAGCUUGAAAUCUUGACAAAUUUAGCUAAUGAAGCCAACAUAUCAACUCUGCUGCGAGAAUUUCAGACUUACGUGAAAAGCCAAGAUAAACAGUUUGCUGCAGCUACAAUUCAGGCUAUAGGCAGAUGCGCAACAAACAUCACCGAAGUGACUGACACAUGUCUUAACGGCCUUGUAUGUUUGCUGUCCAACAGGGAUGAAAUUGUAGUUGCUGAAAGUGUUGUUGUCAUUAAGAAACUGCUGCAAACCCAGCCAGCACACCAUGGUGACAUUAUUAAACAUAUGGCCAAACUCUUGGAUAACAUUACAGUUCCGGUAGCCAGAGCCAGCAUUCUCUGGCUCAUUGGCGAAUACUGUGAACGGGUUCCAAAGAUCGCACCUGAUGUUUUGAGAAAGACAGCCAAGAGCUUCACUAAUGAAGAUGACCUUGUAAAGUUGCAGAUCUUAAAUUUGGGUGCAAAACUCUAUUUAACAAACUCAAAGCAGACAAAAUUGCUUACCCAGUACGUAUUAAAUCUCGGCAAGUAUGAUCAAAGCUACGACAUCAGAGACCGUACAAGAUUUAUUAGGCAGCUUAUUGUUCCCAAUGAGAGGAGUGGAGCUUUAAGUAAAUAUGCCAAAAAAAUAUUUCUGGCACAGAAACCUGCCCCAUUGCUUGAGUCUCCUUUUAAAGGUACAACUGCCAAAAUAAUUUGAACCAUUGUCUGUCUUCUCAAAUUAAAAGCCACUGGCUACCUGGAGCUGUCCGACUGGCCAGAGGUGGCGCCUGACCCCUCUGUCCGAAACGUCGAUGUAGCUGAGUCGGCAAAGGAAAGGCCUGGAAUCCUAGGUAAGACAAGGAAAGAGAAACCUGCUGAAAAGUUCUACUCUGAAUCGGAAGAAGAGGAAGAGGAGUCUGCCAGUACCAGUGCAUCAGACAGUGGGUCUGGUAGUGAAAGUGAGAAGGAAGAUAAGGAGGAAGGCAGCAGUGAUGAGAGUAGUGGGAGUUCCUCUUCCAGUGAAGAAUCAAGUGACAGUGAAUCAGGCAGCAAAGAAACUACUGCAAAGAAAACAUCUAGAGCUACUGAUGAAAGUGAUUCAGAGGACAAUAAAAAGAAAGCAAAGAGGAUCUCCAAAAAGAGAAGCGCAUCCAGCUGCUCUGAUACAGAGUCCACUUCAUCAGAAGAAAGUUCUUCAGAGUCCAAGUCAGAAUCAGACUCUAAAAGUGACUCUGAGUCUGGAAAAUCUCAAAGUGCUACCUCUAAUAAGAAAGAAGAAAAACCAGUACAAGACAGAAAAGCUCCAAAUAAACAAGACGUGUUUCUCUUAGAUUUAGAUGAUUUCUGUCCUGUGACAACUCCUGUGGCAGUUCCUACAGCAGCUGUUUUGUCCCCAAGUCUAGCAGCAGACCUAGAGGGAUUAAGUCUGUCAAGUUCAUCAGUCAUUGAUGUCACUACCCAAGUCUCUGUGCCAACAAAAACACAUGAACUGCUUCAUCGAAUGAGUGGAAAAGGAUUAGCAGCUCAUUAUCACUUCUCAAGACAGCCGGGCAUUUUCGGUGAUCGUAUGGUAUCUGUGCAAGUGACAAUAACAAAUACAACUGAUCAGAAGAUAGAGAAUAUUCACAUUGGGGAGAAGAAAUUACCUCCAGGCAUGAGGAUGCAUGAGUUUAAUCCAAUAGAAUGCCUGGAGCCUGCAGGAUCCAUUACCGUUUCAAUGGGUAUUGACUUCUGUGAUUCUACUCAGACAGCCAGUUUCCAGUUAUGCACAAAGGAUGAUCAUUUCAAUGUCAACAUUCAACCCCCUGUUGGAGAACUGCUUUUACCUGUCACUAUGUCAGAGAAAGACUUCAAGAAGGAGCAAGGGAUGCUGACAGGAAUGAAUGAGACAUCUGCUACAAUAGCUGUUGCUCCACAGAACUCUACUAGACUUGUAAUAAUUGAGAGGGUGGUGAAGGUAGCAAACCUGGGUGUAGUCCCUUCUGGUCAAGAUAACAUACACAGGUUUGCAGCUAAGACUGUGCACAGUGGGUCACUGAUGCUAGUCACAGUGGAGCUGAAGGAGAGCUCUACAGCACAGCUCAUCAUAAACACCGAGAAAACAGUGAUUGGUUCUGUUCUGCUGCGGGAGCUGAAGCCUGUCCUGUCCCAGGGGUAACCUGCUUACAUCUGGACUUCAGAAUCUGGCACACAACAAAAGUGCCUGGCAUCCACUACUGCUGCCUUUCAUUUAUAAUAAUAGCCCUUCCAUCUGGCAGUGGGGGAAGAAUACACUCUUGACAUUCUUGUCUUCUGCUUUAGAAUGCUAGUGUGUAUCUAUCAUGUAUGCAAGUCCUUUCCUUUUCUGCUUGCUAACCAAAGAACAUAUAUUUUACUGUCAGUUAUCUGCGCUUUUAAAUGUAUUUCCCAUUUGUUCUACCCUAGUCCGUCCUUCUCUGUUCCCUUCCCCCAGUACCUUUCUUCCCCGUCGAUUUUUCCCCACUGUAGUGGACAAAUACUAGAUAAUAAAGUUCAAGGCAAAUCAUACUGCUUGAAAGCUGAGUUAAAAUGGCAGGUAGGUUCCGGCAACAGAUACAACAACUACGUGGUUCAGAGAGGUUUUGUUGCAUAACUGUAAAAAUACAGUAGGUACAGC
This is a messenger RNA of Charadrius vociferus (killdeer), 3654 nucleotides long. It is a transcript of the gene AP3B1, whose product is annotated as adaptor-related protein complex 3, beta 1 subunit. The transcript has 27 exons. NCBI's taxonomy places the organism in Eukaryota, Metazoa, Chordata, Aves, Charadriiformes, Charadriidae. Gene Ontology annotation, biological process: intracellular protein transport; vesicle-mediated transport; anterograde synaptic vesicle transport. The record is from RefSeq and is a predicted model, not a curated record. Gene Ontology annotation, cellular component: AP-3 adaptor complex; clathrin adaptor complex; membrane coat.